Kuraishia capsulata CBS 1993 is the source of this 474-nucleotide messenger RNA. RefSeq lists its product as uncharacterized. The record is from RefSeq and is a predicted model, not a curated record. Lineage: Eukaryota; Fungi; Ascomycota; Pichiomycetes; Pichiales; Pichiaceae. The coding region runs from base 1 to 474 and encodes 157 amino acids. The transcript has a single exon.
AUGCCAAGCCAAUAUGGUGCAGUAGAAACGGAGGGGCUUCUGGACAGAUUCCACAGGAAUCUACAUGCGGGACUGAUUAUCGAGAACAAGACGUCUGAGCCGAGAGACCUGCUGAUGACGGAAAGAACUACUUUGAGCUGGAUCAGGUUUUCAACGGUUCUUGCACUUGGUUGCUGCUCCGUUAUGCUAAAUUAUAGAUUUGAUACUGAUUCUAGUGACGAUGGCGAUAAUGGCGAUGGUGGAGCUGGUUCAUCGCAUUCAGCCGCCAAGCUGACGAUUGGAGCGCUGUUUGCUGCUCUAUCCCUCUUCUGCCUGAUCAUACCGGGAUACAACUACUUCAAAGCUGUGCGUAACUACGCUACUGAAAAGAUCGAGACGGCCGGUUCUGGGCCUGUAUUUGUGCUUGUGGCAUGUUCUGUUCUAUUGCUGCUGGGGGUGAACAUCACGCUAUUUGCCAAAGGAGAUUUCAGCUGA